GUGGUUUUGUCCUUUGCCAUGUUCUCCUGAGUUGGUGCUCGGUCGGACUGUUGGGAUUCAUCCAACGCCACAAGGUUGCUUGAUCGUCAUGUCGGUUUUGUUCACUUCCAUCUCGCCAGACAACCCGGUCACCAGGGAGGAUGCGGGGUCUCUUCUGCAAAAUCUAGGACUUUCCGUGGAUCAGGAACACGAAGAAGACUACCAUACCCUUCUCGCCGCCGUCCACGAUUGCGCUGAAACCGUUGCGAACCUCCCCGAUUACCAGCCGGUCCCGGAUCUAGAUCGAUACCCCCGACAAGAUGUCCGUCGUCCAUCACCAGAAGAGCAGGUCUUUGGGCAAGCCUGGGCUCAUAAAUUUCUGAUCAAGGGCAACCCGGAGGGAGGACUACUAGCAGGGAAGACAAUUAGCGUGAAGGACUGCAUUGCUGUCGCAGGGGUGCCACAGUUACUGGGAAGUGAUAUCAUCCCCUCCUGGACUCCAAUCACAGAUGCGACGGUUAUCACGCGGGUCCUCGAUGCUGGUGCUGAUAUUCACGGUACCUCGACUUGCGAGAACUACUGCCAUUCCACCGCGUCCUUCACAAGUGCGCAGGGUACGGUAGAGAACCCUUUUGCAGCCGGGUACUCGGCCGGCGGGAGCACCUCAGGAGGGGCAGCUUUGGUCGCAGCUGGUCUAGUUGACAUUACGCUUGGUGGAGACCAGGGUGGGAGUAUCCGGGUUCCCGCCGCAUUAUGUGGCUGUGUUGGGUUGAAACCGACUUAUGGCUUGGUGCCGUUCACCGGUAUCGCCAGCGGCGAUGCCAUUGACGACCACACGGGACCGCUUGCUCGCAGCGUUAUUGACAUUGCGUCCUGCCUGGACGCUAUCGCCGGUUACGAUGGGAUAGACGAUAGGUGCUUGGGCAGCCCCAAGCAUGGAUCUACCUCGUUUGCCAAAUCGCUCCAAACGGAUCCCUCAAGUCUCAAUGGCUUCAGAGUAGGAGUACUCAAAGAAGGCUUCGAGCACGCCUCGGUUGACCCAGCAGUCAAAGACUCCGUCAUGGCAGCUGCCCAGAAAUUCGCCGAUCUCGGUGCAACAGUCGAAGAGAUAUCUCUUCCCGACCAUUACCACGGGCCCGCUAUCUGGACCAUCCAGUCGCGCGUCUCAGGUUCCUUAACACUGCUUGGCCAAGCCCAUGGGAGACGAGGUCUCUACAUGACCGAGAUGGAGCGUGAGCGACUUCCAUGGACGAAAGAAGGCUUCCAACGAGCCUUCCCCUCCACCAAAAACGUCAUAAUCAACGGCCUCUAUCUCACCUCGCGCUUUCCCGACUUAUACGGUAAAACCGUUAAUAUCGGUCGCAGGCUCCGGGACCAGUACGAGGAGAUCUUCCAGAAAUAUGACGUUGUCGUUAUGCCAACCACUCCGGUUGUUGCGCCCAAACACGGCGCGCGAGGCCUACCCCUAGAGUCUCUGAAGCCUAGCAUGGGUCUUACGAUCAACACAGCCAUCUUUGAUGUUACGGGCCAUCCGGCAAUGUCUAUCCCGGUGGGCUUCGCGCCGGCCAAGGACAAUGCUGAUGUCACACUCCCCGUCGGUAUGCAGAUUGUCGGAGGAUUGUGGCAGGAGUCGAAGAUACUCCAAGCGGGAUAUGCAUGGGAGACGAACUAUGAUUGGAAGAAUGGAGCGGAUCGCCGAUAGAGCAUAUUCUAGAG
This is a messenger RNA of Aspergillus ibericus CBS 121593, 1695 nucleotides long. Its product is annotated as putative amidase. Lineage: Eukaryota; Fungi; Ascomycota; Eurotiomycetes; Eurotiales; Aspergillaceae. Gene Ontology annotation, molecular function: catalytic activity. Bases 89 to 1681 code for a protein of 530 amino acids. The transcript is spliced from 3 exons. The record is from RefSeq and is a predicted model, not a curated record.